Molecule: messenger RNA, 1523 nt
Organism: Amoebophrya sp. A25
Lineage: Eukaryota; Dinophyceae; Syndiniales; Amoebophryaceae
Source: the annotation of a GenBank genome assembly
GGCUCUCUCUAAUUCUCCUGUCGAGACUUUUACUAUCAUUGAAUUUGACUCGACAAAGAUGACCAUGAGAGUGUUGUCCAAGCGAGAUGACUUGAUGAGGGCACACGAGAAGAAGUGCAAAGGAGGCAAAAAGAAGUGAAAAACUGUGAAGGAUAGAAAAAAAAGGAAGAAAGGACGCACGACAGCCAUACUUAGAAAUAACUCUCAACUCACCUAACGUCAGCACAGUUUCAAUUCAGCAAGCAGUUUUUUCCAUCUCUCCUACCAACAAGACUCAUACUUAUACCAUAGAAAUUGAUAGAACCAGAAAGCAAAAUACUAGUACUCAAGCCCAAAAAGGAAAGGAAGGAGAGUCGAAACUUAGCUUAGCUAUAAUUAAAAGUAGCACGUUUCUCUUCUAAGUUUCUUAGUCUCGCAAGAAUCUAAUUAAAGGACGUCCAAACACCUCUUGUUAGGCACAUUCAUUCACUCAUUCAUUCAUUCAUUCAUUCUCAUCUUCAAAAUUGAAAUUAAUAUCAAAUUUGAAGGAUGAUGCAAAAGGCAAGCAAGGUGGGCGCCUUUGCGCUCCUUUUUCCUUCCCAAGAAAGCGAGGGCUUGCAGCGCCACGCAGCCAUCGAUGAGGGAGGUGGAGUCAUCGACUUCGAAGAUACUAGCGCAAGACCAUCUAGCUUCACUCAGAACAAAGAACAAAAGAAAUCCGAGAAGGAAGUAAAGUUCUUGGCUGAUGAAUCAGACACAGACAGCGAGUACCCGAGAGGGAGUCACGCUGGCGAUUUGAUGCCCGUGUCGGUGCCGUCGACGGAAAGCGACGCCGAUUCCCACGGACUUGCACGUGAAAAUGGCUUGGUGCGAGCCGUGAUACGGGAUACCUUGGAGGAACAUAGCCGCCAACAAUCAUCUGCUUCUGCGUGGACGAUUGAAGAUGCGGAUUCACUUUCGUCCGCACAAGAUUUGCAGGAUCAUAGUCUACAAUCACCUGAUUCUGCGAAGACGAUUGAAGGAGAGGCGGAUCAGCAACGUUUCGCUCUCGGCGUUUUGCAGGAGGAGAGGCGGAUGUCCGCCCACACCUUUACGAGCCGGGAAGGUGCUUCACAGCGUCAGCGUCCACAGCCAAAAGCUAUUGAUACAACUGGUCAUUCUUCCUACCAGAGCAGCACAAAAGCGGUAAUGCCACCAUCUUCUGAUAGUGACAAGAAUUACUCCUCUGGCCCUGACACCUUUCCGUCGGACUUCACCGGCGAACUUUCCUCCGAAUCGCCGGCUUAGACGGCUUAGACGGGAGAAAGCUUCCGAGUUCAGUCGUGGAAGAACCCAAACCGGUACAGCCGGCGACAAUCACAAACGCUUACACGAAGGAAAACACAGAUGAGGGGAUACCAUCAUCGGUGCAAGCAUGACACGAGUGACAGUCAGUGAUGGCAAUAUGUUGAUCAAAUUCUGAUGCAUAUUAGGUGUUACGUGAGUGCGUUUUAUUCUUGGUAUCCCAUGAUCAGAACAAAUAUCCCUAUCCGCGAUUUUUUCAU